This is a messenger RNA of Cinclus cinclus, 963 nucleotides long. It is a transcript of the gene HS3ST1, whose product is annotated as heparan sulfate-glucosamine 3-sulfotransferase 1. The transcript has a single exon. Gene Ontology annotation, molecular function: [heparan sulfate]-glucosamine 3-sulfotransferase activity. The record is from RefSeq and is a predicted model, not a curated record. Lineage: Eukaryota; Metazoa; Chordata; Aves; Passeriformes; Cinclidae. The coding region runs from base 1 to 963 and encodes 320 amino acids.
AUGGCAGCUUUUCUGCUGGGAGCUGUGUUGCUUAUUGUUCAACCUCAGAUAGUGCCUUCCAGACCAGCUAUAAAUUCAAAUGCUGAGACUUCUUCACAGUCUGUUCAGAGAGAGCUUUUAAAGAAAACAUCUCAGAAAAAUGACUUCAAGGAAAACAUUCAUUCUAAUGGAUCAUGUCAGCAGCUGCCACAGACUAUUAUUAUUGGAGUGAGAAAAGGUGGAACAAGAGCUUUGUUAGAGAUGUUGAGUCUCCAUCCAGAUAUUGCAGCAGCAGAAAGUGAAGUUCACUUCUUUGACUGGGAAGAUCAUUACAGGAAUGGAUUGCAGUGGUAUAUUAAUCAAAUGCCAUUCUCGUAUCCCCAUCAGAUCACUGUGGAAAAGACUCCAGCAUAUUUCACAUCACCUAAAGUGCCUGAAAGAGUUUAUAACAUGAACCAAUCAAUGAGACUACUCCUUAUUUUAAGGGACCCAAGUGAGAGAGUACUAUCAGAUUACACCCAAGUGUUCUACAACCACAUGCAGAAGCACAAGCCGUACCCAUCCAUUGAACAGUUCCUGAUUAAAAAUGGUGAACUCAAUCUGGACUACAAGGCAAUAAACAGAAGUUUAUACUACAUUCACAUGCAGAACUGGCUGAAGUAUUUUCCUCUUGAUCACAUCCACAUUGUAGAUGGGGAUAAACUAAUCAAAGAUCCCUUUCCAGAAAUAGAAAAGGUGGAGAGAUUUCUGAAGUUAUCACCGCAGAUAAAUGCUUCAAACUUUUAUUUCAAUAAAACUAAGGGCUUCUACUGCCUGAGGGACAGUGGCAGAGAGCGCUGUUUACACGAGUCCAAGGGACGAGCUCACCCACAAGUAGAUGCCUGGUUACUGGAGAAGCUGCAGGAGUAUUUCCAUGAACCCAACAAGAAGUUCUUCAAGCUUGUGGGCAGAACAUUUAACUGGCACGCAUUUGUGGCAAGUUAG